GAACCAGAAGCUUUCUUACACGGCAGGAUCCGUGGUUUGUGUCCCUUGGGGCAGAGGAGGAAGGAAGGAGGGAUACGUUCAAGCUGUCCCAUGGCGGCAGACACCUCUUGCUGGCCUGGCAGGGCAGGAUGGUUCUGGGGAUGGCCCUCGUGGACUCCGCCUUGCCCUGAGCCUUCCCCCGGCGCCGGGCAGGUGUCUGGAGCGGGUCUCCCCACGGGUCCCGGCGGUGCUCCCGGAGGAAGGGCAUCCGGAGGGGAGGCGGGGCUGUGCCUGGUGCCGCCCCGUGACGCCCCGCCGGAAGCGGGCGCGGCGGGGCCGCCGGUGCCGGUGGCGGCCGUGCCGCCAUGGAGUUCCCGGACCUGGGCGCGCACUGCUCCUGGCCCGCCUGCCAGCGCCUGGACUUCCUUCCCCUGAAGUGCGAUGCCUGUGAGCAGAUCUUCUGCACCGACCACAUCGCUUAUGCCCAGCAUGACUGCACCUCUGCCUACAAGAAGGAUGUGCAGGUCCCAGUGUGUCCCCUCUGCAACACCCCAGUCCCUGUGAGGCGGGGGGAGAUGCCUGAUGUUGUGGUGGGUGAGCACAUUGACCGUGACUGCAAGUCUGACCCUGCACAACGCAAGCGCAAGAUCUUCACCAAUAAGUGUUUGAAGCCUGGUUGUAAGCAGAAGGAGAUGAUGAAGGUCAUCUGUGACCAGUGCCACAAGAACUACUGCCUCAAGCACCGGCACCCCCUGGACCAUGACUGCAGUGGGGCAGGGCAUCCCCUUUCCAAAGCAGGGCAUGCUGCAGUUACCAGAGCCCAGGCAUCCUCCUCCAAAAUAGUCACCGCAUCAAGCAGCGGAGCUGCCCGGCCAGCAGACAGCUCCUCUUCCCUGGCCUGUGCCAGGGGAGGCAGAGCAGCUGCGUCGCAGACUCGCAGCACCUCCCCUCCAGCUGUCAUGCUGCAGAAUGGGCUGAGUGAGGAAGAGGCAUUGCAGCGAGCUCUGGAGAUGUCCCUGGCAGAGUCGGCACGCACCUCAGCACAGCAGCCCAGCAGCACACAGGAGGAGGAGGAUCUGGCACUGGCCCAGGCACUGUCAGCGAGCGAAGCCGAGUACCAGCAGUCGCAGCGGCAGGUGCACGGUUCAAAGCCAUCAAACUGCAGCAUGUCGUAGGCAGGUGAGGUGGGGUGUGCCAGCGGACACAGGACCUGCUUGUGACCUGAGGAGCGGCUCUGGCCUCCCACACGGAUGCCAUGGGGUUCUGGCCUGGACACUGGUACCAAGAGCCCCUUGCCAAGGACAGCUCAUCUCCCUGGGAGCUGUAAGCAACCAAAUAUACACUGACACUUCAGCCCUAGUACCUAUAUAAAAUUAGUGCAGCAAAUUGCUGAUGCUGCUGGGGAGGUGAAGGCUGUACAGGACGGGGCUGGGUACACACCAAAGCAAGCAGCAGCCCAGGGUCUGCACUUACCCACAGUUGCCACAGCCGUGUCCCAACACUGCUGGGACUGUGGGGCGAGGGCAGAGCUGUGUGGGGACAUAUCUGCAUGCUCAAACAUACAGCUGGGAUGUAGCUGCCUUCUGUAGUGGGGGGGCUGGAUUCCAUGCUCUGGGAAGGGCUGUGCCAGCCCCUCAGCAAAGAGCAAAAGCGGCUGGAAUGGUCUCUUGCCUGGGCAUGGCAUGGAUGAAUGUGCAACCUCCCAGCAGUGUGAAAGCAGCCCAUUCCCUGCUCCCCACACCCUCGGUGCUCCCUGCUGUUUGCAUGUACAAGAGCACGUUGGGCCUUACCCUGCUUGGCUGGGGCACAAGACCUCUCUGACACUGAAUGGAGCUGCAUUUCCUUUCUGGUUUAAUAUAAUAAGUAACCUUGGCAGUGACUUGAAUGGCAGCGUCACUCACAUGAGAUGGUUGCAGCUGCCUUCCUGCUGCCCUGCACUUAAAACAGGGCCCUGUUUAAAUGCUGCUGGGGUAGGAAUGCCUCCCUUCUUCCAGUUGUGUUGCUGGGGAUCCCCUCCUGGAUAGCAAUAGCACAGAACCCCUCCUUACAGACAAAGCCCUGAGCCUAGAGCCUGUUUGGGCAGAGGAGAUUUGUCCUGCUGGCCUCUUGCAGGGGAUCUGCAGCCAUGCAGAGCUGUGCUGCUUUCCCACCUGCUGCUGUAGCGGUUCCUGCCUGCAGGGCUGUGCCGGGUUCUACACAGGACUGGGCUGUCCUGCUCUGAGCAGCUGAGGGAGGAGGUUCAAGCUGGGUCCAGGGAAUGUGUAGACUUGUCAAAGUGCUGCUUGGGAGAAAAUAAAAGCAUAGCACAAGGUACAGAGGUA
Messenger RNA from Taeniopygia guttata (zebra finch), 2300 nucleotides. It is a transcript of the gene ZFAND2B, whose product is annotated as zinc finger AN1-type containing 2B. Gene Ontology annotation, molecular function: zinc ion binding. Gene Ontology annotation, cellular component: cytoplasm; endoplasmic reticulum. Gene Ontology annotation, biological process: protein targeting to ER; proteasome-mediated ubiquitin-dependent protein catabolic process. NCBI's taxonomy places the organism in Eukaryota, Metazoa, Chordata, Aves, Passeriformes, Estrildidae. The record is from RefSeq and is a predicted model, not a curated record.